Molecule: messenger RNA, 1897 nt
Organism: Polychytrium aggregatum
Lineage: Eukaryota; Fungi; Chytridiomycota; Chytridiomycetes; Polychytriales
Product: glutathione synthase
Exons: 11
Coding region: 115-1605 (496 amino acids)
Biological process (GO): glutathione biosynthetic process
Cellular component (GO): cytosol
Molecular function (GO): ATP binding; glutathione synthase activity; glutathione binding
Source: RefSeq, a predicted model, not a curated record
AGCCCACGAUCGUGGCUGCCGCGCCCAGCCUGGCUCCAUUUCUUCUCGACCUGAUCCGCGCUGCGAUCCGCUCUGCGAUCCGCCUGCCCAGCCCGCCAUCAAAACACCGUCGCCAUGGCUCUGUCGUCGUCCUCAUCGUCCUCGUAUCUGCCCGACCGGCCUCCUCCUCUCACCGAGACACAGCUGCAGGAGCUACGUGACCACGCCGUCGACUGGUCGCUGGUCAACGGCCUGGUGCUGCGUCCUGCCUUGGCUUCGGUCAAUGUGACGCAUGCUCCAUUUGCUCUGUUUCCGUCGCCCUUUCCCAGGGCUGCCUACGAGCAAGUCGUGAAGCUGCAGCCGCUCUUCAAUUCCCUUGUGCAUGCCAUCGCCCAGGACGACAAGUUCAUCCGCGAGAUCAUGGAGGAUCUCUCCAAGGUCGAUGAUUUCGUUGAGCAGGUCUAUGAAAUCUACAAGGCUGUCUCGGCCGAAGGCUCCACCCAGCCCGUCACUCUGGGAUUGCAUCGGUCCGACUAUUUGCUCCAUGUCCCGAGCGGUGCCCCCAGCGACUUUGUUCCUGUCCCACAGCAAGUCGAGCUCAACACCAUCGCGUCGUCGUUUUCGUCGCUGUCGAGCGUUGUCUCGGAGCUUCACAGAUUCCUGGCCGAGAGAACCAACUACUUCAACAGCCCCAGCCUUCCCACUCCCGAUAUUACCGUCGCCGGAAUGCCCGAGAAUGCGUCGAGACUGGGCCUUCCGAAGGCGUUGGCCAAGGCCUGGCAGCUCUACGACAACAAAGAUGCGGUCGUAGUCAUGGUCGUCCAGCCAGGCGAAAGAAACGCGUUCGAUCAACGAUGGAUCGAAUACACCUUGUUCAAAGUCCACCAUAUCAAGCUUGUCCGCAAGACCCUGGCCGAGAUCGAUAGCGAGGGUACCCUGGUCGGCGACGAGCGAACGCUCGUGAUCGGAAAGCAUGAGGUCGCCGUCACGUACUUCCGAUCUGGUUAUGCCCCUACUGACUAUCCUUCCGGAAAGGGCGGAGCGGAGUGGAGAGCACGCCUCUUGAUUGAGCGUUCCAAGACAAUCAAGUGCCCCAACGCAGCGUACCAUCUUGUUGGCACAAAGAAAGUUCAGCAAAUCCUCGCCCGCCCUGGCGUAGUCGAACGGUUUCUCAAGAACCCUGUCGAGGCAGCUCAGAUUCGCGCUAGCUUCACCGGACUCUACCCGCUCGACAGCUCGGCCGAAGGUUUGGAGGCAGUUAAGCUGGCUCUCUCGGAUCCCGGUCGGUUCGUGAUGAAGCCUCAGCGAGAAGGCGGCGGCAACAACAUUUACGGUCAAGAUAUCGCCGUGGCCCUGAACAAGCUGACGCCUAAAGAGCGUGAGGCUUUCAUUUUGAUGGAUCUCAUCCAACCACCUCGCAUGCAAAAUGUGAUGGUCCGCAAUGCCGAGAUUAUUCCGUCCGAAGUCAUUAGCGAAUUGGGCAUCUAUGGCAUCUGGGUUAGCGAAGGCAGCGUUUGCCAUCUCAACGAAGCCGCUGGACAUCUCUUGCGAACGAAGAAAUCGGACUCCAACGAGGGUGGCGUGGCUGCUGGAUUCGCUGUCAUUGAUAGUCCUCUGUUGCUGUGAUCGCUCGCCUUCGAGUCGUCCGCUUUCCCAGCUGGUCCGGUGUCGCCCGAUGGAUCGGCCUUUGGGCGGCUCAGUGCUCGCUGACGAGACGUUUGCACGUCUUCAUCAAGGAGCUGCGGUUAGGCUGUCGUUAGGCUGUCGUUAGACUGCAGAUGCGUGGCCCUCACAUCAUUCAUGCAUAGGGUCGGCUGGGUGGGGCCCGGACAAGGGCAUAAUGGUAUUGCAAAUGUAAUCGUGCAUACAGUGAGCUCGUCAGAACGUAUGGCUGCAAAAGCAACCAGCUGAGGGGGGA